This is a messenger RNA of Ahaetulla prasina, 2000 nucleotides long. Its product is annotated as actin-binding protein WASF3-like. The transcript is spliced from 9 exons. The record is from RefSeq and is a predicted model, not a curated record. NCBI's taxonomy places the organism in Eukaryota, Metazoa, Chordata, Lepidosauria, Squamata, Colubridae. The coding region runs from base 217 to 1746 and encodes 509 amino acids. Gene Ontology annotation, cellular component: SCAR complex; cytoskeleton. Gene Ontology annotation, molecular function: actin binding; Arp2/3 complex binding; protein kinase A regulatory subunit binding. Gene Ontology annotation, biological process: positive regulation of Arp2/3 complex-mediated actin nucleation; actin cytoskeleton organization.
CGGCAGGAGCAGCUGCGAGAGCCGCGGGCAGGAGCUGAGCUGCUGCUGCAUCCGCAUCCUGAAGCGGCAGCCGCGGGCGGGAGCAUGACAGCCGGGCGGCCGGGCAGCGGCGGCGGGGGCGCCGGCUCUUCUCCCUCCUGCAGCCACGGCUGAGCCCGGCGCCGCCGCCGCCCCCGGAGCCAGCAGGCAGGCUUGGUCCACUGACUCCUCACCAAGAUGCCAUUGGUGAAGCGUAAUAUCGAGCCCCGCCAUCUGUGCCGGGGGGCCCUUCCGGAUGGGGUGACCAGUGAGUUGGAGUGUGUGACCAACAGCACUUUGGCUGCCAUUAUUAAACAGUUGGGAAGCCUCAGUAGACAUGCUGAAGAUAUUUUUGGAGAACUCUUCAACGAAGCCAAUAGCUUUUAUUUGCGGAUGAACUCCUUGCAGGAACGGGUGGAUCUUUUGGUGAUCAAGGUUACUCAGCUGGAUUCCACGGUGGAAGAAGUCUCCCUGCAGGAUAUCAACAUGCGGAAAGCUUUCAAGAGCUCUACCAUCCAGAACCAGCAGGUGGUGUCGCGCAAUUCGAUCCCUAAUCCCGUGAUGGAGAUGUACCAGCGUUGUGAUAAGCCUCCGCCCUUGAAUAUCCUCACUCCGUACAGAGACGAUAAGAAAGACGGCUUAAAAUUCUAUACGGACCCGUCAUAUUUCUUUAACUUGUGGAAAGAGAAGAUGUUGCAAGCCACAGAAGACAAGAGGAAAGAGAAACGCAGGCAGAAGGAGCAGCGACUGGUUGAGGAUUCCACCCGGGAGGUGAAGAAAGUGCGGAAGGCACGCAACCGGCGGCUGGAGUGGAACAUGAUGGCUUACGAUAAAGAAUUCCGGCCGGAUAACAGGUUCUCACCAUCCCCAUAUCACAUGGCUUCAUCGGAAGGAUCACUGUCCCCAGAUAAUAGAUCCUAUGCAUCCGAUGUAGCUGAUCAUUCCUAUCCAGCCAGUCCUAACCAUCCUGGCCAACAGAUGAUGGCUCCAGCCACACAUCUGGCCACCGAGAACAAAGAGGUGGUGCUGGUGGCUACUCAGGUCCAGGAUCAGAUCUUCAGGCCCUCAGCAGUGGGAAGCCGACAGAACAGCCUCAACCGGGUACAGCAGCCCCAUGUGCCACAGCCACCCGAGACCAUGUUAAAUGGACCACGGCCUCAGAUAAUCAAGGACUAUGGUCCUCAACCAAUGCCAAUGGCAGACUACUUUGUGCCACCUGCUCCUCCGCCCCCACCCCCAGUCAUCCCUUCUGCUCAAACUGCCUUCGACAGCCCCAUCUCAGCACCUUCGGCCAUGGCGCCAAAUGCUGCCCCUUCAGUUAGCCAUGCCACCUAUGCGCCUACCCCUCCCCCUGCUGUGCCCUGCCUCUAUUCUGCCUCUCCCCCCCAGGCUGGCCCCAUGGGACCUCCUGUUGCACCUCCCCCUCCUCCCCCUGGACCCCCCACCAUCUCGGCCUCCCCUGCACACACAGCCUCCCCACCUGCCGUGACGGUGGAAUCCCGGAAGCAGCCGGUGCCCCUGAUUCCAAUGACCGAUGCCAGGAGUGACCUGCUUGCUGCCAUCCGCCGGGGAAUUCAGCUCCGCAAAGUCCAAGAGCAAUGGGAGCAAGAAGCCAAGAAAGAGCCCGUGGGGAAUGACGUGGCCACCAUCCUCUCCCGAAGGAUUGCUGUGGAAUACAGCGAAUCAGACGACGACUCGGAGCUGGAUGAGAACGAGUGGUCCGAUUAAAGAAGGGGGGGCUGCCUUUGGAGCAGUGGGAGGGGGAAGGGAGGUCUCCCAGGUUGUUUUCCUGCCACUUUUCUGCCACCUGGCUUAGGCGACUCAGCGUUCCUGGCAGGUAAAUCCCGGCUGCUCUGAGCAACUCAGCCUUCAGGAGCUUUGCUUUCGUGCCAUGUUGUGUUGUUGACCAUGUUUUAAGGUGGCCUCUUUGUGGGAAGACAGGCAUUGGGGACCCUUCUCUUUUGAAACACAGGGUGGGGGAG